AUGUCUUUUCCUGCUGCUGAGACGCCAGCUAUAACUCCCCACAAGACGAUGCGAGGCCAUACCGACUGGGUAAAAGGUGUUACGCACCUGCUCGGGGGGCAGCAUAUUGUGACAUGUUCGAGAGACGGCUCACUUCGACUAUGGGACCUAAAGAGCGGUGCACAAGUAGGUGGUGAGUGGCGAGAUGAAGGGGAUGAGGCAGGAGUAAGGACCAUGGCAUUGUGUCCAAACGGCAGAAUUAUUGCCAGUGGAAGCAGUGACGGUACAGUGAGGUUGUGGGACGUCGAGACAAGGAAGGUCAUUGCUAAAUACAGAGAGCACACCACUGUUGUGCAGUCAGUGUGCUGGAGUCCAGAUGGUGAGCAGGUGGUGAGUGGAUCAGACGACGGGACAGCAAGAGUAUGGCAUGUCAUGCGCGGCGAACCCGUCCGGGGUUUGAAUCCAGUCAAGACGGAGCACCAGCACGUAUAUGUGGUGAGUUACUCACCUAAAUCAACAAAGAUUGGGACAGGAGGAUACAACGGAGGAAUCAAAAUCUGGGGCGCAAAGACGGGCAAGCUUCUCUCAACAAUCGAAGACAGAUUACCAGUUUGGAGCCUAACCUGGACAUGGGAUGAAAAGAAGCUUAUCUUCGGGUUAAUCAGGGGCUCAAUUAAGAUAUUCGACACUGCCACAUGGCAACAGAUCGCUGUUCUGGAGGGUCACACGCGGGGUGUCUACUCCAUCACUUUAUUUCGGAACAACCGCCUCCUUGCGAGUACAUCUUGGGAUAAAACAGCACGUCUUUGGGAUCUUGACACAAACCUCCAAGUCGGUUCACCUCUCCAACACAAAAACGACGUCGAGUGUGCGGCCUUUUCUGCAGAUGGAAAGCUGCUAUCCACAGCUUGUCAUAAUUGUAACGCGUACGUGUGGGACGUUCAAUCCGUCCUCAAAGCAACUGGCCUGGAAGACCUCCUGUCCAUACCUUACAGGACACUGUAUACAUCAUCUGGCUCUUCAAACACAGAGUACAUUUCUCCACCCGAGUCGUCGCAUGACAUAGAUGACAGGUCAUUUUUGGAGGCUGACGCCACGCGAGGUUUCGACCACCUCGGGGGCAGAGAGGAACUUCCACCAGGUUUUUUCGACGACACGCAACCCGAUGUUCAUGCACAUUCCUCUGCAACACCUGAUGCCCAUCCUAAUCUUUCUGCACUCCUUGGCCGCCUUUACUCACUUCUUCGUCGCUCUCGACCCAAUGAAGCGACCGAAACUCAGCAACCUCCAGUGCCUUCAGAGUCACGUUUUCAUGCGCUCCUUAAUCACCUGUCCCCACACCUUCGCUCUCCACGUAACACUAAUGAAACAUCCGAACUUCCGCAACCCCCAAUACUUUCGCAUUUACAUCCACAGGUGCUCCUCAGUCACUUGUCCUCACUUUUUCCCCGCCCUGGACUCUACACCAAUGAAGCAACCGAACCUCAGCGAUCCGAAACACCCUCGGUCUCACGUCCAGGUGCACUAAUGGGUCGCCUGUCCUCAGUCUUCCACUCUCCACCUAACGCUGAUGAAGCAAUCGAACUCCAACAUCACUCAGAGCCAAUUACCUCCUCUCACUGCGAUCAUCAUGACGUCGAUGUUGCCGCAAUGCGGGACAGGGAGGUAAUAUUUGUUGCUCCUCACCACGAAACUGCUAGUGAAAAGGCCAGGCGUAUCAAGAACCCAACACCGUGGGUUCGCGUGGUGUUGUUUCUCUGCUGCGUAUCUCCUGGUACCGAUACCAGUCCUGACACCGACGAGACACGUCGCAGAACAUAG
Suillus subaureus is the source of this 1800-nucleotide messenger RNA. RefSeq names its product WD40-repeat-containing domain protein. Bases 1 to 1800 code for a protein of 599 amino acids. The transcript is spliced from 5 exons. NCBI's taxonomy places the organism in Eukaryota, Fungi, Basidiomycota, Agaricomycetes, Boletales, Suillaceae. The record is from RefSeq and is a predicted model, not a curated record. Gene Ontology annotation, molecular function: protein binding.